This is a messenger RNA of Sipha flava (yellow sugarcane aphid), 676 nucleotides long. RefSeq names its product mitochondrial import receptor subunit TOM7 homolog (gene Tom7). Gene Ontology annotation, cellular component: mitochondrial outer membrane translocase complex. The record is from RefSeq and is a predicted model, not a curated record. Bases 137 to 304 code for a protein of 55 amino acids. The transcript is spliced from 4 exons. Lineage: Eukaryota; Metazoa; Arthropoda; Insecta; Hemiptera; Aphididae. Gene Ontology annotation, biological process: protein import into mitochondrial matrix.
UUUUUAUAUUUGUAUCUACGGUCCAAUAUAUUUAAUAAUUCAACAAAAAGCUGUUUAUUGUUUGUUUUAUAAGUUUUUGGAUAUUGUCGACUAUCCGUCCAUACAAGCUAAUUGGAGAUAUUUAAUUACAAUCAUAAUGGGAUUAUUAAAACCAGGGAUCAAAUCUCGGUUGGAGUCAGUUACACAGAUGAUUAAAACCUCGUAUCACAUCGCCUUCAUUCCAUUCGUCAUAUAUAUGGGUUUUAAAAAAGGGCCAGAAGUUGGUGGUCCAACAUUCGGACUUUUAAGUCUUCUCUGGCAGUAGCUCACAAUAUAUUCUUUGGUAUCAAGUAACAGUUAUGGAAUGUUUUAGAAUAAGUAUGGUUUAAACAUUUUUUUUUUUUUUUUUUUUAUCUAAAUUAAAUAAUUGCAGUAGUAAGUCAUGAAAUAAAAUUGUAUUCCAAUAUUAUUUAUGUGUUAUUAUUUAUUUGUUCGUAAUACACCCUUGAUUGAAGAUUAUUAAGUCCUUUAAAUGUAUAAUAAAGACUUACAUAGCCAUAUAAGUCUAUGAACCAGACUUUUCAAAAAGUUGUUAUCAUUCAUCAAACAGCAUGCAUACAUUGCAUUACAUUACCACGAAACCAUGUUCUGAAAUAUUUAUAUUUUGCAAUAAAACAUAAUAAUGUAUUAAUAUUCA